Molecule: messenger RNA, 2008 nt
Organism: Osmia bicornis bicornis
Lineage: Eukaryota; Metazoa; Arthropoda; Insecta; Hymenoptera; Megachilidae
Product: odorant receptor 82a-like
Exons: 7
Coding region: 748-1911 (387 amino acids)
Biological process (GO): sensory perception of smell; detection of chemical stimulus involved in sensory perception of smell
Cellular component (GO): plasma membrane
Molecular function (GO): odorant binding; olfactory receptor activity
Source: RefSeq, a predicted model, not a curated record
GUUUCUUUAUUACGAGCUCUGAUCUGAUCUGUGCAAAUAGAGGUACAUCCAUAAUUAAUACAUACAACAGGGCAGAAAAGAAAUGUUGCUUUUCCCCAAGUGAUAUAAGCGAGAACCUGUUAUAUGAAUUUAUUUUACGAAAUUUUUAAAACGUCGAGAAAACACUAUCUGUUAUGCCACCUUUACUAUGCAACAAACUUAUAGUUAAACAUGUUACAGUAUAAAAUAUAAAAUAUGAAAGCUACUUCAUUUUUUCUUACGAAUCGCAAUUCCUCCCAGCAGAAUUAUUCAGUCCAGAUUUCGUUACCAAUCACUAGCACUCGCGUUAUCUGAAUCACCCUUUCCAAGAUUGAUAUAAAAAUAAAAUAAAAGAGUGAAAACAUUUCUUUCAUCGACUAGGAAAGUAGCAUCAAUGUUUGCUAAUAUACAUAUGUAUUUGUUAAUGAAAAAUAGAUGUGUGUUCAUUGUACAUACAAGAGGAAUAACUAGACCAAGAAGAAAUAAUCGACGAGAGAAUCUCUACUUAAAGUGUAAUUGUAUACAUAUUUUAUACAUUGGGGGAGGAUAAAUGUUCGCAAAAUAACAGUCCUAAGAUAAUCAUUGUUCGCGAGUGUAAUGGUCGUAUAAUGGAAUCAAUUUUCAUACGAAAUGACAGUUUAUCGAUUGUUCUAUCAAUGAAACUGACAACAGGGAGAAUCGUCGCGUUGCCUCGUCGCGUCAGAUCGUAACGGAUAAUCCGAUAACACCAUGAGCGAGAAGGAUGGAGUUAAAGACGUGCUCGUUCUAAACGAACAGAUCUAUUCGAUGUGCGAUGUUUGGCCAUUGAGCAAUUCCUACAAGAAAUUCGUCAUGUAUGCGUCCUAUCUUUUCGUUCACUUGGUCGUCAUGAAUAUGAAUCUCUACGACGUGAUAGGAGAUUUGACAGAAACAGUUAAGAACAUAACAGACAGCGCGAUCAUGACGACAACCUUCCUCAUGAUAUUUCAAAUUCGUUUCAGCAAAUUGAUCAGGGACGUGAUUAUAACAGUAAAAGAGGAACUAGCGAAUGGUGAUUUUGAAAAUAUCAAUGAACUUGACUUGUAUCUAUCUUACAAUAAAAUAUCAAAUAAAUUUGGAAAAUACGCGAUUAGAGGAAGCUUUAUCACCUGGUUAUGGUGGUAUACAGGUCCUCUGUUACAUGUGCUGCUAUCGGGUUCAGUUACAGGAAAAGGCAACGAUACAAACUCUUACGUUCUACCCUUUUCUGCUCGUGCUUUUGUCGAUUAUGAAGACAACUUUCAGAAUUAUAUGAUUAUGUUCGUGUAUCAAUUACCUAUAAUGUUUGUCGCACUAUUUCAUACAAACACUGUUAGUUUUAUUUUUAAUUUGGUGCUGCACGUGUGUGCGAAAUUUUCAAUCUUGUCGCAUCGUAUUCAAAAUAUUCAAGUAGAUUCACUUUCGGUCAAUCAAUUUCCUAGUAAAAUUAAAGAGUUGGUGAAUAAGCAUCUAAAACUGAUCUUGAUGGCAAAAACGAUCAAUUCAGCACUCGAUACUAUUCUUUUGAUAGAGCUGAUACAAACAAGUAUAAGGAUGGGCGUACUCGUCUAUAUGUUGUCGACCGAGAUGGGAAAUUUUCUGAAUACUCUCAGGUGCACGUUAUACAUUAUUGCGGUCACUGCUAUUCUUUAUUUGUAUUCGUACAUAGGCGAAUGCAUGGCGCAGGAGUCAACGAGAGUGAUCGAUGCGUACUAUGAUUUCAACUGGUUGAAAUUAUCAAUAAAAGAUCAAAAAACAUUGCUGCUUUGUAUGAUCGCCGGGCGAAGAACGAUGUACAUCACUGCUGGCAAAGUUUACAUAUUCUCCUUAUUCGGUUUUAUCGGCAUCUUGAAAACCUCGUUCGGAUUUGUUUCCCUGUUACAAGCUCUGGUUUAAUUCGAAAGAUAAACAUUUCAACCGAGCUGUUGUUAUAUUAUAGUUUUAUGUUAUAUUUUAUGGAUUGUUUGUUUUAAAUAAAUAUAUAUAUAAUGGA